Oppiella nova is the source of this 523-nucleotide messenger RNA. Lineage: Eukaryota; Metazoa; Arthropoda; Arachnida; Sarcoptiformes; Oppiidae. The record is from the annotation of a GenBank genome assembly.
UGAAUUCUAUUGAUUCACUCAUUAUUUCAAUUGUGUUUAUAUUUGGAUUCAAAGUGAAAUUGUUUUAAACAAAAUCAAUAAUGAGUAAAAAGUUAUCGUUGUGUCGGUGCUGGCGAUCAGAGACGUUCCCCCUGUGCGACGGCUCACACAAUGCCUACAAUGAGGAGUACAACGACAACGUCGGACCCGUUAAUAUCGAAUGGGACAACGACUCGGAGGAAUACAACGAAUCGAAAACAUUAGCCGAACCCGACAUACAGUCUAUGAACGCGUCCACGGAAUUGAGUUCACUAGAGAUGAUUGACAGUAACGGUAGCGGUGAUAAUGGCAGCCAUACUAGUAGUCAUAGUAAUGAUGACAGUAAUUUAUUUUGAAAUGAGAUACACAUUCAUUUGAAUUGGCAUUCAAUAACGGAUAAAAUGCUAUCAAUUUUAGUGAUUUAAUUAAUUAUAUAUAUAUUUUUAAGUUUGAUUUUCUAAUUGAUGAGAAACUUAAUGGAUUUUUUCAAUUAGUAUUUUGUGGC